Messenger RNA from Amphiprion ocellaris (clown anemonefish), 2637 nucleotides. RefSeq names its product replication protein A1 (gene rpa1). The transcript has 17 exons. Gene Ontology annotation, biological process: DNA replication; double-strand break repair via homologous recombination; meiotic cell cycle. Bases 120 to 1922 code for a protein of 600 amino acids. NCBI's taxonomy places the organism in Eukaryota, Metazoa, Chordata, Actinopteri, Pomacentridae. Gene Ontology annotation, molecular function: single-stranded telomeric DNA binding; damaged DNA binding. The record is from RefSeq and is a predicted model, not a curated record. Gene Ontology annotation, cellular component: DNA replication factor A complex; nucleus.
UGGCGCGUUUGUACGAGCGGUUGGCGCCACAGACUCAGUUCAGUCAGGAGCAGAGACAGCAGGCUGUUCAGCUAACGUUUAAAGUUGUCUUUUUGUCGCUAAAUCACCUCUUCACAGCCAUGACGAAACUCACAGAGGGCGCAAUAGAGGCUCUGUCAAAUGGCACCGGUGGCAGCGAUGCAGUGCUUCAGCUGGUGAACAUUCGCAAAAUUGAUGGAGGAAGUGGUCCAGCUCGCUUUCGGGUGAUGAUGAGUGACGGACAGCACUCUCUGUCGUCCUUCAUGCUGUCCACUCAGCUGAACAGCAUGGCUGAAGAGAACGUACUGGCCCCAAACUGCAUCUGCAUCCUCAGGAGGCAUGUGACCAAUGUACUGAAGGAUGGACGGCGAGUGGUCAUCAUUUUGGAAAUUGACGUCAUUGAAACUGCUAAAGAAGUUGGUGGUAGAAUAGGAGACCCUACUCCUUACACUGAAGGUCAGGCCAAAGCUCCACAAUCGGCUCCAGUUUCUGAGAGCCGACCUCCACUGCAGCCACAAAAUAAAAAUGAAAUGAACAGAGGUUUCAGCAGAGACUUUGGAAAGAAGGCUCUACCUUCCAUGCCCAAUACUCCAGGGGGCAGCUCCAAAGUUGUGCCCAUUGCCAGCCUCAACCCCUACCAGUCCAAGUGGACGAUCCGUGCCCGUGUCACCAACAAGAGCAACAUUCGUACAUGGAGCAACUCUCGGGGUGACGGCAAACUCUUCUCCAUGGAGCUCGUUGAUGAGAGUGGAGAGAUUCGAGUAACUGGUUUUAACCAAGAGGUGGACAAGUUCUUCAGCCUGAUUGAGGUUGGGAAGGUCUACUACAUUUCUAAGGGCUCCCUGAAGAUGGCCAACAAGCAGUACACAUCAGUGAAGAAUGACUAUGAGAUGACACUCAAUGGAGAGUCCUCCAUCAUCCCCUGUGAAGACAGCUGUGAUGUUCCCAUGGUGCAGUGUGACUUUGUCUCUAUCGCUGACUUGGAGAGCAGAGAUCCAGAUACCAUUGUUGAUGUGAUUGGAGUGUGCAAGAGUGUGGAUGAGAUGACCCGCCUCACAACCAAGACCAACCGUGAAGUGUCCAAGAGAACACUCAAUCUAAUAGACAUGUCUGGCAAGGUGGUGACUGUCACACUGUGGGGAGAGGAAGCAGAAAAGUUUGAUGGCUCUGGACAACCCAUUUUAGCCAUUAAGGCAGCGAAGCUUUCAGACUUCGGAGGUCGGUCACUCUCCGCAUCCUUCAACAGCACCAUAAUGAUCAACCCAGACAUCCCUGAAGCAUACAAGCUCAGAGGCUGGUAUGACAAGGAGGGCCAUGCCAUGGAUGGACAGUCUCUGACGGAGGUGAAAGGUGGCAGCGGGGGAGGAAACACCAACUGGAAGUCUCUGUCUGACGUUAAGAACGAGCAUCUAGGACACGGAGACAAGGCUGACUACUACACCUGCAUAGCUACUGUCGUGUUUCUUCGCAAGGAAAAUUGCCUUUAUCAAGCCUGCCCAAGCCAAGACUGCAAUAAAAAAGUGAUCGACCAACAGAAUGGCAUGUUCCGCUGUGAGAAGUGUGACAAAGAGUUUCCAAACUUCAAGUACCGCCUCAUCCUUUCUGCCAAUAUUGCCGAUUAUGGGGACAACCAGUGGGUGACUUGCUUCCAGGAGAGUGCAGAGGCCAUUCUAGGCCAGAAUGCAGCUUACCUGGGGCAGCUCAAGGAAUCGAAUGAAGCUGCCUUCGAUGAGAUCUUCCAGCAAGCCAACUUCAAUACUUUUGUCUUCCGCAACAGAGUGAAGCUGGAAACAUAUAAUGAUGAGUCCAGGAUUAAGGCCACGGUGAUGGAUGUGAAGCCUGUUGACCAUAAGGACUACAUCAAGAGGCUGAUUGGGAACAUAAGGAAACUGGCUGUCCACUAGGAAGCUGUGACCUUUAUGGAGUGUUCUGAUUUUCCCUUGUUUGUCUUUGUUUCUGUACAGCCAACAAACAGCUCUAAAUGUAUUAGUUUUUUUUUUGCCAUUUUCUUCCAAAUGGGUAUUUGAGUUUGUAAUUUUACUUCCCCAUGAGUGAAUACUGAUAGAGUACUAAUGGAGUAACUGUUCACCUUUACUUUGUCAAGUAAUGCUUAUUUGCCUCAUUCUGGAUGUUUUUUCUUUCAGUGAACAGAACAAAAAUAUGAUUUCUUUUUUUCCCUUUUUGUUAUUCGGGGAAGCAGAGCAGAGAGUGGGUCAGUAAGCCACAAAAGAAAUCAUCACUGUGUCUGUCUUAAGUCAACCAGUUGUUGGUGCGUACACUGUGGUCAUGUGGGGACGGUGGCUGCUUUUAGGCAGGAAACCUGCACUGGAGCUAGCAUUCUUUUCACCCUCUGACGCACACUCAAAAUGGCUGGGCUGGACCUGCACAUCCCUGAUAAGACCGUUUACUCUCCCACUCUCUUUUUAAAUUUUUUUUUUUGUGCUCCGUCUCUCACAUACUCGCAAACACACACACACGGAGACAGUCCAGACCUAAUCGGAAAUGUACUGCGUUCUGUUUAAGAAGAUACAAGGUGCUGUUGGUGUUUUCAGUGCCUGUUUUGUAGUUUAUUUUCUUUUUGGUAAUAAUCAAAAAAUAAAGAUGUUUGUAAUCACCUUA